UAAAUUCAGAUGUUCUACUCCCUUCCGUCUAUCGUUACAAAAGCAGGAAAAAACCGAGCAUCCUCCAUUUACACUUUCAGUUUCUUAUUGCCUUUUUCAAGUCCUUUACAAGUUGGCAUUUUCAACAUUGCUUCAAUCUCGCGUAUGUUCUUGAUUCUUUGGCUCUCUUUUUGGGUUGUUCUUAGAUUCUUUCUUUUUCUUUUUAUCAUCACAUCGGUAUUUGAUUUAAGGAGAGGAAAUAUAAGUUGGGUUUUCUUGUGAUAAUAAUUUUUGGGUUCUUGGCGGUGGGUUGCGAGAACUAGCCGGAGAAAGGGCCCGCGAGAUCUCGCUAUCAUAGAUUGCAGUCGAAGAAGUGUGGAGGCAGAAAAUAUUAAAUUGAUAAAUGGAGCCAGUUGGCAUGGAGAUGAACAUUUCCCAACAACACUCUUCUGAUCCUCUCCCAUUUGCCAGAAGCUAUCAGCUUGAAGCACUAGAGAAAGCUAUCAAGCAAAACACAAUAGCUUACUUGGAAACUGGCUCUGGCAAGACACUGAUUGCCAUCAUGCUUCUUCGCAGAUAUGCCUACCUUGUUCGCAAGCCUUCACCUUUUAAUGCUGUCUUCUUGGUUCCCCAAGUUGUCCUGGUUGAACAACAAGCUGAUGCUGUGGAAAUGCAUACGGACUUGAAUGUGGGCAAGUAUUGGGGAGAUAUGGAGGUUGACUUUUGGGAUGAUGCGAAAUGGAAGCAGGAAAUUGAUAAAUAUGAGGUGCUUGUGAUGACACCUCAAAUUUUACUUAAUGGAUUGAGGCAUGGCUUCUUCAACAUAAACAUGAUUAAGGUUUUGAUAAUUGAUGAAUGCCAUCAUGCCCGAAGAAAGCACCCUUAUGCUUCCAUUAUGACAGAAUUCUAUCAUCGGCAAUUAGAAGCUGGUGUAUCUGAUCUUCCUAGGAUUUUCGGGAUGACUGCUUCCCCUAUAAACACAAAAGGGGCAAACUCAGCUGAUGGCUAUUGGCAGAAGAUCCAUGAACUAGAGACGAUUAUGAAUUCAAAGGUGUAUACAUGUGUAAGUGAAUCAGUGCUUGCUCAGUUCGUUCCAUUUUCGACUCCAAAGUUCAAGUUUUACCAAGACAUGGAAAUUCCAUAUGUUUUAUAUGCAUGCAUGGUACAGGAAUUGAAUGUUUUGAAAGUAAAGCAUGAAUGUUCGUUGGACAAUUUGGAUCUUGAAGCUUCUGCAGCAGAAUCUACGAGAAGGAAAAUAUCAAAGAUGCAUUCAGCUUUAAUACAUUGUUUGGACGAGCUUGGUGUCUGGUUGGCUUUAAAGGCUGCAGAGUACUUGUCAUGUUAUGAAAGUGAGUUUCUUAUGUGGGGGAAAUUGGAUGUCUUUGGCGAGAAAAUUGUUAGGAGUUACACUGUGGAUGCUUUCCAUGCCAUUAGAACAUGCAUACCAUCUGAUCCAGAUUGGACCAUCGUUAAUGAUGUUAAAGCCAGUGUGGAUGCUGGGUUUCUUACCACAAAAGUUUUAUGCCUUAUUGAAUCUCUUUCUGAAUACAGGGUGUUGAAAGACAUAAGGUGUAUAAUUUUUGUGGAGAGAAUUAUAACAGCAGUUGUGCUUCAAUCACUAUUCAGUGAAUUGCUUCCGAAGUACGGUAACUGGAAGACUAAAUACAUUGCAGGAAAUAACUCUGGAUUGCAGAACCGGACUAGGAAAAAACAAAAUGAAAUUGUAGAAGAAUUCCGAAAAGGCAUUGUAAACGUAAUUGUUGCAACUUCGAUUCUUGAGGAAGGCUUGGAUGUUCAAGCAUGCAACUUAAUUAUCAGAUUUGAUCCUUCGCCGACAGUUUGUAGUUUUAUACAGUCUCGAGGACGUGCUAGAAUGCAGAAUUCAGAUUAUCUAUUAAUGGUGAAGACCGGGGAUUUUUCUACUCAUUCUCGACUGAAGAACUAUCUUACUAGUGGAGAUGUAAUGAGAAAGGAAUCUCUGUGCCAUGCAUCUGAUCCUUGUUCUCCUCUAAGCAAUGACUUAUGUGAUGAAGAGUUCUACCAUGUUGCAAGUACAGGGGCAUUUAUGACUCCUAGUUCAAGUGUUGGUUUGAUAUACUUCUAUUGCUCACGCCUCCCUACAGACAGAUAUUUUAAACCUACUCUGAGGUGUAUCAUAGACAAGCAAAUGGGGAUUUGCACCCUCCAUCUACCCAAGAGUUCCCCUAUACAAACUGUUUGUGUUAAGGGAAACUUCAAAAGCCUAAAGCAGAAGGCAUGCUUUGAAGCAUGCAAGCAACUCCAUCAAUUUGGUGCUUUGACAGAUAAUCUUGUGCCUGAUAUUGUUGUGGAAGAAAAUGAUGCUGAAGAAAUUGGAAAGGAAUCCUAUAAUGAUGAUCAACCGAUUUUUUUUCCUCCUGAACUGGUGAAUCAAGAUUCACAGGAGUCCAUGACAAAAUACUACUGCUACUUAAUGGAGUUGAAGCAGAACUUUGGUUAUGAGAUUCCUGUUCAUAACAUCAUACUCCUUGUCAGGAGUCAGCUUGAAAUGGAAGCAAAAAGUAUUGAGUUAGAAGUUGAUAGGGGCACUCUGACAGUUAACUUGAAAUAUAUUGGGCUGAUACGUCUUAGUUCUGACCAGGUUAUCUUGUGUAGAAGGUUUCAGAUUGCUCUUUUUCGAGUUCUUAUGGAUCAUAAAGCAGAAAAGUUGACAGAGUUGUUAUCUGACCUUACGUCAGGGAACAAUUCUGAAAUCGAUUAUCUUCUUCUCCCAUCAAAUUACAUGGGCCAACCCGUGAUUGAUUGGUUGUCAAUUUCUUCCAUCUUAUUUUCUUAUGAGAAGGUCUGGAAGAAUCAUGUGAACUGCAAUGCUGGCAUGAUACAGACCAAAAGUGGUCUGGUGUGCACUUGCAUGAUAAAAAAUUCGUUGGUCUCUACUCCUCAUAAUGGUCACACAUAUAUUAUUGACGGUCUUUUAAAUAAUAUAAAUGCAAAUUCACUUUUGACACUGAGUGAUGGAGGAGUAAUGACCUACAAGGAAUAUUAUGAACAACGACAUGGUAUCCAUUUAUGUUUUAGUCGAGUCUCUUUCCUUGCUGGGCGACACAUUUUCCCCGUGCAAAAUCACAUUCAAAGGUGCAAAAAACAGAAAGAGAAAGAAUCCAGUAACGCAUUUGUAGAAUUGCCUCCUGAGCUUUGUGAUGUAAUAAUGUCUCCCAUAUCGAUUAGCACAUUUUAUUCUUUCACAUUUCUUCCAUCAAUCAUGCAUCGACUCGAGUCUUUACUCCUUGCUACCAGCUUGAAAAAGAUGCUUCUCGAUCAUUGUGUCCAUAAUGUUGCUAUUCCAACCAUGAAGGUUUUGGAGGCAAUUACCACAAAAAAGUGCCUGGAAAGUUUUCAUUUGGAAUCACUGGAGACUCUUGGUGAUUCUUUUUUGAAGUAUGCUGUUUGUCAACAGCUAUUCAAAAAACAUCAGAAUCAUCAUGAGGGCCUUCUUAGUAUUAGGAAGGACAAAAUGAUUUCAAAUACAACCCUUUGCAUGCUGGGAUGUGACAAGAAACUUCCGGGAUUUAUCCGUGAUGAGCCUUUCGAUCCCAAAGGUUGGAUGGUUCCUGGUUAUAAUUGUGGAAGAUAUACAUUAGAUGAGGAGACAUUGAAUACAAGAAAAAUAUAUGUUAGUGGGAGAAGGAAGCUGAAGAGUAAGAAGGUUGCUGAUGUUGUUGAGGCUCUUAUCGGUGCAUAUCUUAGCAUGGGAGGUGAAGCUGCUGCAUUAUUAUUUUUGAAUUGGAUUGGUAUAACUAUUGAUUUUAGAAAUAUACCGUACGAAAGACAUUUCGAAGUGCAGGCUGAAAAGUUUGUUAAUGUCCAACAUUUAGAGUCUCUUCUUAACUAUUCAUUUCAAGACCCUUCUUUUUUAGUGGAAGCACUAACACAUGGUUCUUACAUGCUUGCUGAAAUUCCAGGAUGUUAUCAGCGGCUGGAAUUUCUAGGGGACUCCGUUUUAGAUUAUCUCAUCACUCGGCAUUUAUAUAAUAAUUAUCCUGGGAUCUCACCAGGAUUAUUAACGGAUCUGAGGUCAGCAUCUGUUAACAACAAUUGCUAUGCAUUAUCAGCUGUUAAGGCUGGAUUGCAUAAGCACAUUCUCCAAAGUUCACAGAAGCUUUACAAGCAUAUAAAAGAAACUGUUGAAAGUUUUCGGGAAUUAUCGUUGGAUUGCACUUUCGGUUGGGAAUCUGAAAAAUCUUUCCCCAAGGUACUGGGUGAUGUGAUGGAGUCACUUGCUGGGGCUAUAUUUGUUGAUUCAGGAUACAACAAGGAAACUGUAUUCCGGAGUAUCAGGCCACUGUUGGAGCCCCUGAUUACUCUAGAGACUAUGACGGUCCACCCCGUGAAGGAGUUGAAUGAACUUUGUCAAAAGAAGCAUUAUGAACAAAGAAAACCCAUUGUUUCACAUGACAAUGGGGUUUCUUCUGUUACCAUAGAGGUUGAAGCAAAUGGCGAGGUAUUAAAGCACACAUCAACAGCUUCUGAUAGGAAGAUGGCCAAGAAACUGGCUUCCAAAGAAAUUUUGAAGUCCCUAAAGGGAGCCAAUUUUUGCUAGAUUUUGCAGUUGACCUCAAUGUUAGCUACUCAAAGAGCUUGGUUUAGACAUUCAGCCUUCUUCUCAGUAGAAACUACUUGAUCAGAAAAGAAAAGGAAAAAUGCAUCUUCAUCAUUUUUUCUGGCAUCUGAAAAAGCUUGUUUUAGUGAUGAGAACGGUGUCCAUUAAUGCAUCUUACUCGUUGCUGCAUGCAAUGCUUCAAGAAGUUGAGAGCAGGUAAUUUUUUGUUUAAUGUUGUUGCUGGUUCAUUUUUGGUACUAAUUGAUCUGCCAUUUGGGUUGGAACACAUCAUAAGGUCUUUUGCUCAUCUUUGUAAAUCUUGUUCUUGCACUUUUAAACACUACUGUUAUUCUAUCUUAAUGGUUUUCUUACCAUGAUUCUUAAAUUUACAUAUUUAUUAAUUCUGGAAA
Molecule: messenger RNA, 4968 nt
Organism: Gossypium arboreum
Lineage: Eukaryota; Viridiplantae; Streptophyta; Magnoliopsida; Malvales; Malvaceae
Product: endoribonuclease Dicer homolog 2-like
Exons: 23
Coding region: 383-4558 (1391 amino acids)
Biological process (GO): siRNA processing
Cellular component (GO): cytoplasm; nucleus
Molecular function (GO): protein binding; ATP binding; DNA binding
Source: RefSeq, a predicted model, not a curated record